UUUUUUCCACCUGUUUGCUCAGCUCUGUGGGCUUAGAGAGCUUUAUUCGCUUCUGUUUAUCAACCCUGCCAAUGCCACCCCGCUCUCCAGCGCUGCCAACGACAGGCACCUGCCACCUGCAAACCUUACUGCCAGUUCUAAGCAGCUCCCAGCUGGGGACCUAGCACUUCUUUCUUUUUCCUCCUCCUCCUCAACUUCUCCACAGUGACGCUUUGGGCACCUUCCCUUGGUUCCUGCCAGGUGCCUCCAUGCCAGCACUGCCAGGGCCGCUCCAGGACUCCUCCAUCCUCCCAGCUCACUUUGGGAGCAAGGCUGUGGAGGCAGGUAAGUGGAAACUAACAGGCCUGGUUUGGGGGGGCAUUGUGGGGGGCGGAUGGGGGAGAGCAAGGCCAGCGACCCUUAUUGGGGCACAAGGUUCUUUUAAAAUGAAGUGCAAAGGCCUUGAGCCAUUUUCCACUCUUGGGUUCUGUUUUCCACAUCACUUUGCAAGAAAGAAGAAUUUGAGUUAUCUGAAAAGUGCACCAGGAUUUUACAGUGGUACCUGGGGUUAAGAACUUAAUUCGUUCCAGAGGUCUGUUCUUAACCUGAAAUUGUUCUUAACCUGAAGCACUACUUUAGCUAAUGGGGCCUCCUGCUGCCGCUGCGCCGCCGGAGCACGAUUUCUGUUCUCAUCCUGAAGCAAAGUUCUUAACCCGAGGUACUAUUUCUGGGUUAGUGGAGUCUGUAACCUCAAGCAUAUGUAACCUGAAGUGUAUGUAACCCGAGGUACCACUGUACUUGGUUGGAGAACUGCCUUGCAAGCAAGGAAGCAAAAAUUCAGAGACCCUGAAACAGCGGCGCCAGCCUGCUUGUAGCUUGUGCUUGGCUCACUGAGAGGCGCCUGAUACUGACUCAGACCAGUGCUGUCUACUCUAGCUGGCAGCAACGACUCUCCAGGGUUUGAGGCAGGGGACUGACUUCCCAGCCCCUCCUGGAGAUUCUGCUCCUGGGGACUGAGCCUCCUGCAUGCAGGCCAGGUGCUCCAGCGCUGAGUUAUAGACCUCCCCUUGCAGCAAAGGUGGGCAGCGGAGGAGGGAUGCUGAGGAGCGGCUGCAGGAGGCCAGUCCAUUUCCUCUCUGAGCCUCUUUUGUUUGCUUGUGGGGAGAGGAGGGCCCUUCUCCCAGCAGAACAGCAAGGAGCUUUGUUCAGAGGGAGGGGAAGGAGGGGGCCGCAGAGGGGUUGCAGCCAAGAGGCUGCUUCUGGCUGCAGGAUCCCAGGCAAGUUGGCAGGCAGCGGAAGCACCCUACAGUUAUUUACUAAUUUGAGGGGGGGGUCCCCAGGUUUUUGUUUAUUAUUUACUUGUGAUAUAUUUACUUAUGAGAAAACACAACAAAAUGUAAUACCAGAUGCUAACUAAAACAAAAACAGAGGCAUAUCUGCAGCCAAACAUAUAGGAGCAGAAUUUCAAACCCAAACCAAAUGUAAUAAAUUAAUAUCACAAAUUUACAAGUGACACAAAUUUGUUUCAGUUCUCCCAUACCUUCUUACUCCUGUACACUCACCAUACAGUUAAAGCACAUUUCCUCCCCUCCAAAAAAGGAGCUGUAGUUCACCCACACAGAGAACUAUAAUUCCCAGCAUCCUUAACAAACUGCAGUUUUCAGAAUUAUCGGUGGAGGAAGGAAAUGUGUAUCAGUUGUGUGUGUGGUCUGUAGGGGGUUAGAGAAUGUUGAGGUCACAAGGGCCCAACAUUAGAGCACGGAUAGGGGACCUCUGGGACUGAUGGAUUUAUUCCAGACUGCCCACACAUGAUUUACGCUUUAGCAGUUGUUUUGUGAUCCUGAUGGAAUCAUGAAACUGUAAAGUUGGAAGAGACUCCAGGGGUCAUCUAGUCUAACCCCCUGCAAUGCAGGAAUUUCAGUUAAAGAAUUCCUGACAGACGGCCUCCAAACUCUGCUUGAAAACCUCCAAAGAAGGAGAGCCCACUAUUCAAAAUGGGAUCAUGCUGAACUGCCUCAAAACCAUCCUGAGCACAAUCACAAAAGCACAAUAAAAACGUAGUCUGGGGUCCCCAUUGUGUAUCAUUCAUAGACACAGACAGACAGAUUUUGUUGUCUUUUUUCAGAAAACGCUUAGGGACUGAUCUAGAAUUCAGCUGCAUAUAAAUGCAGGAAUAAAAAAGUCACUGUUCUUCCUAGCCCUGAGAGCUAAAUAGCACAUCCAGGUUCAGAGGCAAUUUACUGCAGGGUACCCUUGGCCAGGGGACGCGGGUGGCGCGGUGGGUUAAACCACAGAGCCUAGGACUUGUGACGACGGGGUGAGCUCCCGUUGCUUGGUCCCUGCUCCUGCCAACCUAGCAGUUCGAAAGCACGUCUAAGUGCAAGUAGAUAAAUAGGUACCACUCCGGCGGGAAGGUAAACGGCGUUUCCGUGCGCUGCUCUGGUUCGCCAUGCUGGCCACAUGACCCGGAAGCUGCACACCGGCUCCCUCGGCUAAUAAAAUGAGAUGAGCGCCGCAACUCCAGAGUUGGUCACGACUGGACCUAAUGGUUAGGGGCUCAAUGUGGGUUUGGGUACAUUGAAGAUCCUGUGGAACUAGUGCUCUUCCUCUCUGGUCUCCUCCUCCACCUCCAUUAGGGAUGGAUGAAAAGGUCCUUGGGGUCACCAUGACAUGUCCCACAUCAUGCUCCCCUAGAGCAGCCCAAGGGAGGGGCGGGACGUAGAGGGAAAGCUGGCCCAAGGUUAUCUCAGGUCAGCCCUCCAGACCCAGUCAAGGACGUUGCCACCGCGGCAGCUUGGAAACUGCAAGUGAAAUAUCUUUUUUAUUGGAACAUUUUCUCUUGGCCUCUGAGCACACGGGAACAAUCAUUGACAAUCCUAAUCUGUAUGGUUGUAGAUUUUCAGAUAAGCUAAAAAUAGAUGGGCUCUGCUUCGGACCCUUGUCCACUGCUCAGGCGCUACUAUUUCCCUGUUGAACAAUGAUUACAAAUUGUUUGCAAAAAUAUUAGCAGAUUGAAAAAAAUGUUAAAUGAGUAUAUAUAUCAAGAUCAGGCAGGGUUUCUUCCAGGUAGACAAAUGAAGGAGAAUAUAAGGAAUAUUAUGAAUAUAAUAGAAUACCUGGAGGUCAAAAAUGAAAAGGAAGCAGCAAUGAUGUUUAUAGAUGCUGGAAAAGCCUUUGACAACGUCUCUUGGAAAUUCAUGACAAAGCUGCUUGAAGAAAUUAAAUGUGGCCCUAAAUUUCUAUAGGGAAUACCAGCAAUUUACUCGGAACAAAAAGCAAAAUUAAUUAUAAAUCAGGUGAUAACGGAUGAAUGUCAGAUACAAAAAGGAACUAGACAAGGAUGCCCACUAUUCACCAUAGUUGUUCAUCCUGGUACUGGGAGUACUUGCCAGAAACGUAAGAGCAGAUAAAGAGAUCACAGGUGUAAAAACUGGGGAAAGUGAGUUUAAACUAAAAGCAUAUGCAGAUGACUUAGUGAUAACAGUAGAAGAUCCAAAAACUUCACUCCCUAAAGUGUUAGAAAAGAUUCAGAAAUUUGGGGAGGUGGCAGGGUUUAAAUUAAAUAGGAAUAAAACAAAACUACUAGUUAAAAUUUGAAAAAAGGGCACCUGAACCUCUGCUGCUGGUCUGCACACGCCCUUGGAAAAGCCGAGGCGGCGGAAGCACGCCAGCGUCAGAUUUCUUGGCUCUGAGCCACCCUUCCUGGCAUGCCCUUGGCCAUGUCCCCCACUGCUGCAAUCCAGUAGGCCAGGAUGGGGAGCCUUUUGCCCUGCGGAUGAUAAGCAAAUAGAAUCAGAGAACUGUAGAGCUGGAAGGGAACCCAAGGGCCAUCUAGCCUCACCCAGUGCAAUGCAGGAAUCGCCGGAAAAGAACCCCCGACAGACAGCCAUCCACCCAUGACAGAGAGUCCACUUCAACGUCCAACAGCUCUUACCUUCAAACGUUCUUCAGAUCACCUCUCAGCCUUCUCUUCUCCAGGAGAACAAAAGGCCAUCAUAUUGCAUAGUUUAUCCAUUUUUCUGUUUAUCUCUUUAAAACGAGUGUUAUUUUCUCAGCAAUAGCCAUUCGCCAAACGUUGUUGGACCAUAAAUCUGGGGGUGGGUCCUUUAAGACCUUCCAGGUUUGAGCUAAAGAGAGACAAGCCUUUGAAGAGGUGUACAGUGGUACCUCGGGUUAAGAACUUAAUUCGUUCUGGAGGUCUGUUCUUAACCUGAAACUGUUCUUAACCUGAAGCACCACUUUAGCUAAUGGGGCCUCCCGCUGCCACCGCGCGAUUUCUGUUCUCAUCCUGAAGCAAAGUUCUUAACCCGAGGUACUAUUUCUGGGUUAGCGGAGUCUGUAACCUGAAGCGUCUGUAACCCAAGGUACACUGUAUAAUAAACAAGAAUGGAGGGAGAAAUGCAGGAGCUCCCAAAUUAUUUUGAAUAUUUCUGAGGAUACCAGUCCCCGAAGUGUCUGUAUUAGCAGGGAGCCCCACCAUGAGAGGUAAUACGUUCCCUUAGUACCUGUUUCUUGAGCAUCCGCCCUGAUUUGCUGGCCCAAAGCUUGCCCUGUCUUUUACUGAGCAUUAUGAUUUUUUGUGGAAAGGGCACACAACGCGAAUAUGUCCUGCCUCCGUCCCGAUUUGCUCACAGUGUGUUUAGGCAGCUUCCUCUUAGUCAUUCAUUCGCUCCACACUUUUUAGGGCAUUUCCCUGCCACUCUCUAUUCCGCAAAAUACCCUAUUCAGCUUGCAUCCACUUGAAAUGCACAAACCUAAACUUCUGCUGUGCACUUGAAUCCCUCCUGCAAAAGACUGACAGAUUGGGGGCGCCCUGAGCGUUUUGCUGCUUGCUGGGAGGUCAGGUAUGCCAACUCUAGGGGGCGGAGGUGUCUUCUGCCCCCUUAAUAUUUGGCUGGCGGAACAUUGCAGAAGGCUGCACCAGGCUGCGUAGUGUCGGGAGACAUGUGAUGUUGUGACACACUUGCGUCACACAUAGAUGAUGCGCAACAUCCCCCAGGCAUCACGUGUUCAGUGUGGAUUGGGGCCAUGCAGGGAGGCACUUUCAGGGCCACCGUGCCUCCUCCUGGGUGCAAUGAAAAAUGGUUUUCAUUCUUAGAUGAGAAAUAACACUGUUUCACUAUAAACAAAACACAGUGGAAAGCAGUAAUUCACCCCUGCUACAGAAACAGGGGCUAAUGGAUGAUGCGAGGGACCAAUAAGCUAUUCAUCUUUCAUGCUAUUGCCACCCAACAAAAGGGGCAGAAGCUGCAAAUGGGAAGCUUUUAACUAACAUUGCAAGGGGCCUUCGCUGGAUGGGCAUGGGUUUUGCAUGAUCAUUAUAGGUUAGCACUGCAGGGACAGGCAUUGCAGUACAAGAUAUCCCUACAUGAAGUUACAUGUUCAACUACCAUUCUAAUUCUGCUCGGGUGAGUAAUCUCUGUGGAGUAAAACGCCCCCUGCGCAUGAUCAUCUACAUGGCAGCUCUCUCAACACCAAAGACAAAAGUGAGAGAUCAAAGAGCUGCCUUCCCUAUCAGAAAGGCGAGGUUGAUCUUCACAGCUGUCUUAUCACAUCACCAUCUCUUGCUUGCAAGAUCUACGAAGCGGAUGGCAUCUCUCGCCCAGGAUCUAUUUAUACCUCCUUCUCUGUUUCGCAAGGAGCCCACCUUUGGGGAGGUCAUGGGCCUUCCAAUAAUGUACCUGCCCUGCAAGGCAGAUGACAUUCUGCGUGGCUGGUCUUGUUGCUCCUGAUGCAGAAUGGCAACCCGUGGGGGGCGGGGGGAGGAAGGAAAGGGGGUCACUGCCGGUUGCCUCAAGCGGACCGGAAUAGAUGUGGUGUGAACUGGAGGAUCUGCCUGCAGAGCUCUGGAUUAUUUAAAGAGAGACGCGUUGACUUGCACACUGUCAGGCAGGCUCCGGGGAUGCUAGAUCCUUUGCGCCCCACAAGCCCCUUUCCUCCGUCCCCCCAGGGACCUUGCUUCAGGGAGCUCACCUAGGGUACCACUCCUGCCUGCCAGGUCCUGCUGCAGAGCUCUCCCCGGGUGCUGCUGCUGCUGCCUUGCUCUUCUUCCAUGGCUGAUCUCCACUGUCCUCCUCUGUCCACCCCAAGUGCCCGGCUCAGGUGAGCAAGGACCCUCCUUGGGCUCUCACUCCCAUCUGGGGCAAGGCAUGGGAUGGCGCUCUUCCAGGACCACAUCUUCCCAGCUCUGUCCCUCUGCCAGUCCAUCAUCUUUUUCUUCUGCAAGGGGAUGAUUGAAGGGUUGGUGAUCCUCCUCUUCCUGUGGCUGCUGGUCCAGGUCCUGCUAGACAAACACCAGCAUGGUGAGUAUGCCCUCCUCCUCCUCCAUCCUCCCCCUCCCCCUAAGUAUCAUGGGAACUAUGGUUUCCUAAGAAGAUUGUAAAAAAAGGUAAAGGGACCCCUGACCAUUAGGUCCAGUCGUGGCCGACUCUGGGGUUGCGGCGCUCGUCUCGCUUUAUUGGCCGAGGGAGCCAGUGUACAGGUUCUGGGUCAUGUGGCCAGCAUGACUAAGCCGCUUCUGGCAAACCAGAGCAGCACACAGAAACUGUAGCACUGUGAGAAUAGGGGUCUCCUGUGCGUUAAACCACAGAGCCUAGGACUUGCCAAUCAGAAGGUUGGCGGUUCGAAUCUCCACGGCUGGGUUAGCUCCUGUUGCUCUGUCCCUGCUCCUGCCAGCCUAGCAGUUCAAAAGCACGUCAAAGUGCAAGUAGAUAAAUAGGUACCGUUCCUGCAGGAAGGUAAAUGGCAUUUCCGUGCGCUGCUCUGGUUCACCAGAAGCGGCUUAGUCAUGCUGGCCACAUGACCCGGAAGCUGUACGCCGGCUCCCUCAGCCAGUAAAGCAAGAUGAGCGCCGCAACCCCAGAGUCGGCCAUGACUGGACCUAAUGGUCAGGGGUCCCUUUAUCUUUUAACAGCUCUCAGCACCUUCAACAAACUACGGUUCCCAGGAUUCUUUGGGAGAAGGCAUGGCUGUUAACGUGGCACUAAAGAGCCUUUUAAGCCUGUGGGGUGGGCAUUCUGCGGAUGAUUUUCCUUUGUAUGGGUGAAUCUGGAGCAAUAGCAUUUUGCAGGAGGAGGGAUUCGUGUCUUAGCUUUGUGCGUUGAAAGGGGACUAAAGCAUCCUGGCCGUGGGCAGUUUGGAAAGUGAUGGGAAGAUGCAUUGCAAAGUGUGUGGGAUGAGCAAGUGACUAAUGGAGAGACAACCCCCCAAGCAAAUCAGGGUGAGCAGCCAUUGUCGUAUAACCACCCUGUAAACAAAUCAGAAUCAAUGCUCAGUAAAAAAUGGACACGGUCUAACCUUUAGCCCCAGCGCCCUGAGCCAACUGCCAUUCCCAGGAUUCUUUGGGUUUCCAUGGCUCCUCAAAAAUAUUGCUCCGAGGGUGUAAUGUAGCUAAGGCCCCAGAUGGGUCCGUCCCAGAGUUCCCUAGGAAGAGGGCUGGACUGUUAAACCACUUUGGGACUUGCACCUCUGUGAGGGGGGCAGAGGGAGGGGCCUCCCCGCUACUCUCAGCACCCUUAACAAACUACCAGAUUCCUUGGUGGAAGUCAUAGCUGUUUGUUUGCUUUGUCAAGGAUACCAUACUGUUUUCAAAGUAUAGUGCAGAUGGGGCCUGUUGCUACUACAUCACAUUGUCGGCAUUAGGAUAUUUGAUUCCCGCGUUGCAGGGGGUUAGAUUAGAUGACCCUUGGGUUCCCUUCCUGUCCUACCAUUCUACGUUUUUACAGUAUCUGGUUCUAUUUCCCAUCCCUUUUCAGGGAGCGGGAAAGCAUUAAAAAGUCAGCUAUGGGUUGUAUUCUCUAAAAAUCAAAGGCAGCCUUUUAACACAGAUCUCCAGGUGUUGUGAGGCUCCCAGCUGCCAUUAACCUCAACCAGCAUGCCCAGUGGUCAGGGCUGAUGGGAGCUAGACAGUCCAGCAACAUCCUGGGGGCCACAGUCUGCAAACAUCAGCAGCAGCCACUAUUUAUCGGUGUUCUCUGGACUGAACUCUGUUCUGGACGUGAGACGAAGAAAGAAACAUUGGCAAGUUCCUGCACUGCCGGGGGUUGAGUGGGAUCCCUUGGGAUCCCUUCCAGCCCUAAAAUUAUUUCCCCAUUUUUGUUAGAAUCUAGAGGUGCAGGGGAUUGGCCCAGGGCCUUCUACAUGCGAAGCAUGCGCUCUAGCCUUGCGCUGCAGCCCUCCCUCCUCCCAUCUCAUGGGACGAUGCAACAUUCUCUCUCUCACACACACACAUUCUGGGGUCAGCUGCCAGCUGACCUGGAAGCCAAGCACAGAUUGAGUGCUUUGCAAAGGGCUGUUUGACUAGGCAAGGGCCUCUUAGCUCCACAACAGCCCUGCGUCAGCAAAACUGCAGGCCUGAUAAGCAGAGCUUUUCUUUCCCUGGGGUUUAUCUGGUUUGAGGAGAGUCUGGCUUUAUUUUAGCUCCUGAGCAAACAUGUCGAACUGAUGUCAUCAGGCCACAGCUGCUCUGCAGGCGUCUUUUGGAGAGAGUGGGAGUUGGGAUGGGGUCCCUUCCCUGCCUUCUCUACUCUCCUUUUGAGCUGCCCCUCUUGCCCUUCUGAGCCUUAGUGGUAGUUGUUGUUGCCAAUUUGUUCCAGCUGUUGUGAGCAGAGAUGGGGAGGAAUCCAGUUCACACUUAAAGGAGAUACUGUACUACCUAAUCCACACAUUCCAAAGCUGCCGAUAGUGAUAGUGCAAUGUCAUUAUACAGAUCUAUGGUGCGGCUAUGGGAUGUGGGUGGUGCUGUGGUCUAAACCACUGGGCUUGCUGAUCGGAAGGUCGGCGGUUUGAAUCCCUGUGACAGAGUGAGCUCCUGUGCAAGUAGAUAAAUAGGUACCACCCCGGCGGAAAGGUAAACAGCGUUUCCAUGUGCUGCUCUGGUUCGCCAGAAGCAGCUUAGUCAUGCUGGCCACAUGACCCGGAAGCUGUCUGCGGACAAACACCAGCUCCCUUGGCCAGUAAAGCGAGAUGAGCGCUGUAACCCCAGAGUUGUCCACAACUGGACUUAACGGUCAGGGGCCCCUUUAGCUUUACCUUUAUGGUGCGGCUGCAUUUGGAAUGUGCAUGUUAGGCAAAACUGCAUACAGAUUGCAUAAUAAUUUUCAAGGUGACUUGUUAUACUUCAAAAACCUGCAACUUUAUGUGGACAUGUGAACAGAACUUACAAAUCAAAACAAAAAAGCAAAACCGAGCAAAACCCAAAUGGACAUGUUUGGCCAUCCUUACUUGUGAGUGGAGAAGUGAGUACAUAGAUGGAGAUCCAGUGGUGGUGCAGAGAUUACAGUGUUAGACUAGGACCUGGGAGACCAGGGUUCGAAUCUCCACUCGGCCAUGAAGCUCACUGGGGGGGUCCAGUCUCGGCCUCUCAGCCUAACCUACCUCACAGGGUUGCUGCAGGGAUUAAAGGAAGCGAGGAGAAGCAGGUAAGCCAACUUGAGCUCCUUGCAGAAAAAGGUGGGGGUAUAAAUGCAGUAAAUAAAUUAAAUAGAUGGCCCAUGGUGAGCCCUCCCCUGAAACUGGGACCUGCCUCCUUGAGGCUCUGCAGUUGCUUUUCCCACAAUACUACCCUCUUCUGCAAACAGAAAGAAAAUUUGGACUUAACAUUCGGAGUAACUUUCAGGUGGUAAGACAAUGCACACUCAUUCCUUGGAGGUUUUUAAGCAGCGGUUGGAUGGCUAUCUGUCAGGGAUGCUUCAGCUUAGAUCUGAUUCUUGCAUUGCAGGGGGUUGGACUAGAUGACCCUGGGGGUCCCUUUCAACUCUAGAUUCUAUUAUUGUCCUCCUCUUCUCUGCUCAGUGCACUUACAGGUAUUCCUGGGCGUCGGGCUGAGCCUGCUCUGCUUUUGCCUGCUCCUCGGCUGCGCGAUUUGCUGGCACCGGCGGAGGACGCGGCGCCCGGAUUGCGGCGAGGCGCAGGCGUCGGGCCGCCCCCUGGUGGAUCUGGGCCCCGCUCUGCCCUCUCCGACGACGACGGUGCCCAUCCAGCAACAGUAUGCCCAGCUGGCGGGGCAGCUUCUGGAGAGCCUGCCUGCUGCAGCUGCUCGUGCGCCGGCCUCGCCCGACGGCAGCCCCCCGACGCCCCUCCUGCGCGGCCGCGCCUCCCUGCCCAGCCUCGUCGUCCCGCCAGGGCUGAGCGCGCCGCCCGCCCAGCGCCCCCGGGGCCCGCAGCGCCGGAGCACCAUUGCCGCGGGAGACAGCAGCCCCCUCGCCGUGCGCCCCGUCGCGGGGCUCCUGCCCGCCGCCGCCCAGGCCAAGCCGCGACCUCGCCUGCACUUCGCCGUCGGCUACUCUCCUCCGGAGGCCACGCUCACGGUGAACGUCGUCGGCGUCGCCCACUUGCCCGGGGGCCUGGGCGCCAGCCGCAGCUGCUACGUCGAGGCGCGCCUGCUGCCGGGCUCCGCGGAGCCGCAGCGCACCGCCCGGCGCCGGAGGAGCCUCCACCCCGAGUUCCACCAGCAGCUCCGCUUCCCCGGCUGCGCCCGCCAGGAGCUGCCGGGCCUGACGCUGCGCCUCGCUGUGUACGCCAGGGCGUUCGCCCGUCGGAAGGACGCCUUCGUGGGCGAGGUGCUGUUCCCCUGCGCCCAGGUGGCCGGCGAGCAGGGCGCCUCGCCCUCGGCGCUCGCCCAGGAGCUGUCGCUCACGAAGGUGAGGCUCGCGUCGCCCAGAGGCCAGGGAGUCGUCGCCUCCCGCCCGGGGGGGACCCCCAAUUCCCGCUCCUCCUGCGGACCUCUUGAGGGUCUUGGGGCAGCAAUGGUAGUUCCCUAAAAUUCAAAUUGUAAUAUAAGAAAUAAAAGGAGCAACAGAAAGGCAAUUGAGAACCAGUCCCCAAUAUUCCGAGCGAUGGGUGGGUAACCUGCAACCACAAAUUCUCACAUCCCACUGGUCACCCAUGGGGCACAGUUUGAUGAUGAUGAUGAUAAUAAUAAUAAUAAUAAUAAUAAUUUAUUAUUUAUACCCCGCCCAUCUGGCUGGGUUUCCCCAGCCACUCUGGGCGGCUUCCAACAAAACACUAAAAUACAAUAACCUAUUAAACAUUAAAAGCUUCCCUAAACAGGGCUGCCUUUAGAUGUCUUCUAAAAGUUUGGUAGUUAUUUUUCUCUCUGACAUCUGGUGGGAGGGCAUUCCACAGAGCGGGCACCACUACCGAGAAGGCCCUCUGCCUGGUUCCCUGUAACUUGGCUUCUCGCAGCGAGGGAACCGCCAGAAAGCUCUCAGCGCUGGACCUCAGUGUCCAGGCAGAAACCCUAUAUUGGAUGGGCAAGGGCUGGUUUUAUUUGUGUGUAUGUUUGUCAUGAGCGUAGCCAGGAUUUAUUUCCAGGGGAGGGUAGAACCUCGGUUAGUUAUGUAUUUUGUAAUGAUUUACUUGAUUUAGGGAGGGGCAGCUCCCCCCCCCCGUGGCUACGCCCAUAGUGGGUGGGUGUUCCCUUUAGAGCAGGGUUAGGAAACUGGCCCUCCAGAUGUUAUUGGAUUCCAACCCCUGUUGGCUGCUGCCCUGGGGGGUAUGUGGGCCCCUGAAGGGCAGGCUCAUGCAGUUUUAUAUAAGUGAAAUACAGUGGUACCUCAGGUUAAGUAUUUAAUUCGUUCCGGAGGUCUUUUCUUAACCUGAAACUGUUCUUAACCUGAAGCACCACUUUAGGUAAUGGGGCCUCCUGCUGCUGCCGCGCCGCCAGAGCAUGAUUUCUGUUCUCAUCCUGAAGCAAAGUUCUUAACCUGAAGCACUAUUUCUGGGUUAGCAGAGUCUGUAACCUGAAGCGUCUGUAACCUGAAGCAUAUGUAAUCUGAGGUAUCACUGUAACUAAACAGCAUUUUAAAGCCUUAGGCAAGUGACUUUGACACGCAGGCAUCCCAACAAAGAGGCCGUAAGCAGCGCAAAGUGACCUGUGCAAAAACCACAGGAGGCGAGAGUUGCUCUUGUUCUGGAACCCUGCUUCCUGGAUUCCCAUUGAGGCUUCUGGUUGGCCACUGUGCAAAGAGGAUGCUGGACUCGAUGGGCAUCCACUGGCCUGAUCCAGCAGUCUCUUCUUAGGUUCUUAAAUCCAUGUGAAGUAUAAAACUGGAGCUGGCUAACUCCUGUAUGUGUGUGUGUAUUAUCUAUGCCAGGACGUGUUCAUUCUCUCCCCCUUCAGUGCCACAGUUCCCAGGACAUGAGCUCCGCCUCUUGGCUCUCUCAGCCCAGGUCCCUGGGGCAGCUUUUCCUCCUGCUCCAGUAUCAAGCUCUGGCCAAUCGCAUCAAAGUUCUGGUCCGCAAAGCAGAGAACCUGGGACGCGUCAGCCGGAUGCUGGGAACACCAGGUAGGAUGCAAGUACCAACGCAUGUAUACGAACACACAAACAUGGGGAGCUGCCUUCUGCUGAGCCAGACCAUUGCUCCCUAUAUCUUAGUGUUGUCUACUCUGACUGGCAGCAGCUCUCCAGGGUUCAGGCAGGGAGUACCUGCCAGAGGAGCCAGCGGGGAUUGAACCUGGGACAUUCUACAUAUAAAGCAGAUGUUCUGCCACUGAGCUAUGCCUUCCUCUGUGAUCGCCACAUGCAAUAAUUCUGUGUUUAAACUGGGAUCUGGUGCAGGUAAUGCUCAGUACCUUAACAGAUUUAGGUACAGGACUCAGGACACAAAUUUUCACAAAAUUUGCAUAUUUUAAUCUGUAUGCAUAUACACACAUUUUUUAAAAACCUGUGAGCAAAUUAAGAUGGGGAUCUCCCAGACCCCGUCUGCAUUAUGCAUUUAAAGCAUUAGGAUACCACAUUAAACACACAUGGCUUCCCCCAAAGAAUCCUGGGAACUGCAGUUUGUUGAGGGUGCUGAGAGUUGUUCGGAGACUCCUUUUCUGUACUUAACAGUACUACAUUUCCCAGAGUUCUCCAGGAAGAGGGCAGGACUGUUAAGCCACUCUGGAAAUUGCAGCUUGAAACUGCUUUCUUUGCAGAGUGGGAAAUGCUAGCUUAGGGGAGCUUUUCUUCCUCCAUAGAGGCUUCCAAGGGGCUCCCUGGGACUGAUGAUCAGGUGAUGAUCCAUUAUAGGGAGCCUCUUGCAGGCCCUGCUCCUGAUCAACAGAUGGGCACUGAAAGCACAUCUCCAAAGACGAUGGCUGUAAAUGCCAAUCAGCAAUUUUCUUUGAACUUUGACAGGUUAUAUCAGGUGGUGGGCGGUCCUGUCCACCUAUCAAAGUUGGGGGGGGGGAGAGGAAUCUCUCUCGUUUCCCUUCUUUCAUAGAAUGGUGGAAUUGGAAGUGACUCCAAGGGUCACCAUGUGUGCCUCUUCCAGCCGUCAGGCACAAACCUGUCCGUCUUGAGGAGUCCUGCAUCUCCCAUCCCUUGUCCUCUGCUUUUCCUCUUUCUAGACCACUACGUUCUGAUCCACCUCUGCCACGACGGAAAGGUCAUUGACACAAAGGAGACCAAGUCCAUAGCGGGCUACAACCCCGUGUGGAAUGCCCCAUUCCUCUUCAGCUUACCUGCCGGAGACAUCCAGGAACAGCAGUUGUCCCUGGAGUUCACAGUCAUGCAGGUAAUGGAUGGAAGAUCUGAGCCAAAGUAUGUUAGGGACGCGGGUGGCGCUGUGGGUUAAACCACAGAGCCUAGGACUUGAUCGGAAGGUCGGCGGUUCAAAUCCCCGCGAUGGGGUGAGCUCCCGUUGCUCGGUCCCUGCUCCUGCCAACAGUUCAAAAGCACCUCAAAGUGCAAGUAGAUAAACAGGUACCGCUCCGGCAGGAAGGUAAACUGCGUUUCCGUGCACUGCUCUGGUUUUGCCAGAAGCGGCUUAGUCAUGCUGGCCACAUGACCCGGAAGCUGUACACCGGCUCUCUCGGCCAAUAAAGCGAGAUGAGCGCAGCAACCCCAGAGUUGUCCACGACUGGACCUAAUGGUCAGGGGUCCCUUUACCUUCUCCUAGCCCAGGCUUCCUCAACCUCGGCCCUCCAGAUUUAUUUGGCUUACAACUCCCAUUAUCCCUAGCUAGCAGGACCAGUGGUCAGGGAUGAUGGGAAUUGUAGUCUCAAAAACAUCAGGAGGGCCGAGGUUGAGGAAGCCUGUCCUAGCCCAUUGUGGGGCAGGGGAGAGGCAAUCAAAGGUAGAGCAGCUUGCAUCCUGGGUUGGCCUGAAAGGUGCAGGCACACAGGUAAUUCCCUGGGCCCAAAUGCAACAUACGAUCUUGAGUGCUGAGCCCAGCCCACUCUGGAUCCACACUUCUGGACUUGCUGAACAGUUGUACAAAUGUAUAGAUUUAUUAUUUAUCUAUUAUUGUGAUUUUUAAAUCCUCCCUUCACCCUAAGGUCCAUGGGCAGGUCACAACAUUGAAACACAAUGUUAAAAACAGUUCCAAACAAUUUACAGUCACAAAAAUAUUGGGGGUCCUAAAAAUAUGCUCUUCGAGUGUCAAAAUCUGGGGUCAAGAGGUAUGUCUUAAGCCACUGAGUUGAGCUAAAGGGAAAUGAGGUUUUAGAAAUACAGUGUGGUUCAGUAGUUAGAGUAUUAGAGUAGGACCUAGGAGAGACCAGGAUUCUAAUCUCCACUCUGCCAUGAAGCUCACUUACCCUCAGCCUAACCUACUUCACAGGGUUGUUGUAGGGAUAAAAGGAGGAGGAGAACCUAGUGAAUCCUUUCUGCCCAAGGAGGAAACAAAACAACGCAUCGAUUCCUGCUUGUUGUUGUGCCAACUUACACAAGAGGGUGCACUUCCUCAAGAAGGAAUUUGUAGGUGGAAAAGCUUGGGCUGAGAUUUCCUAUAGGCAGGAAAAACCAAUGAGGUGAAUGGAAAAGUGCUGCCAUGGCCCCCUGCCCAACUUUGCUUGCCAGGGUCCUGUGGUGGCAGUGACGGCUUCCAGGUUCUGGUGGGAUCUGAUGGGGUCUGGGGGAUCUUGCCGGAACCUGGAGGUCGCUGCCGCUUUGUCCUUGCUUCUCUGGCAGCAGCGGGAGGGUGCAUGGGAGGGGUGCCACCAGCAAGAGAGCCCUGCUGGAAGCCACAGUCAGUUCUCUUCACUCAUCCGGCAUCGGGGUGUGUGUGUGCGUGUGUGUGUGUGGCAGGGCUUGGAUUCCACCUCCCGCGAUGGCUGCCUCAGUCCGUCUCAGGAUGGGCUGGCCCUGCUAUAGGGCAGCUCUAAGGUCCCCCACAACUAUUCCUGACUCUUGUUUCCCCCUCCAUCUUGUCCCAGGCUCGCCUCUACACCCGCAGCUGCGCUGUUGGCCGAGUGCUGAUCGGUCCUGUGGCCCCUGAGAUGGGGCAGGUCCACUGGAAGGAGAUGUGCAGCCGGGGGAACAUGGAAUCUGCUCGCUGGCAUGCCAUUCAGUCAGAAGGCUUUCAGCUCUGCCCUUGAGAUGCGUGUGCAGAUCUUCCUGCUGGGGUGUUGUCUGCCUGUCAUGGCGAAGGAUGGCAGCCAAAGCAAUGGCACCCUGCGAGAAAUGGCCUUCCUCUGCUAUGGGAGGCCAGGGAAGGUUUGAGGGGAACUUGGCAUUGCGACACCUUUAAGGUACGCGGGACUGCAGGAAGUCCAGCUGGAGAAAUCCAAGCCAGUUCCAAGUCCUGCCAAGGCAGGGACUUUUUGCCCAAAGAGAGGUGAUGCUGCUCAGAGCCCUUCAGAAACCCUGGGGUUGAAAAGUUGACUGCGAGCUCUCCAGGACAGCCAAAGGCAGAAAGAGCAGGUGGAUCAAGCUUUCUUCCUCCAUAACGCUCCCCACCUCCACCAGGCACGCUGACCUCAGAUCUAAGAUCCACUGCAGCAGCAGCAGCAGCUUCUGGGGCAUUGCAUCAUACGCAUAACUUUUGGCUGCCAGCCAUAACGAAAGAGAACUGAAAACCGCGUCAGCAAAGCUAGAUUUGGAUGGUUCUCAAAGUCAUGGCGCUGCUGCUCUAGGUGGGGUGCUGACUGCUCUCCUGCUGGUGUUGCAACAAGGAGGAACUUGAACUGGGGCAGCUGGGUGCAAACAGAAAUGUCAGAACAGAAGGUGCUGGGGGCAUUGUUGCAAGGCAGCCUGGAAGGGCGGUUGUGCUGGAGGCUGCGAUGGACAGAGCUCUGCAAGGAGAGCCUCUCUGUAUAAAGCACAUGCAUUGCCCAUUAACAGCCUUUAUUGCAUUCCUUCUCAGAACAUGCUUAUUUCAUUCCCUUAUCUCACCCUUCCCUCCAGGGGGUUCAGGGCCUGCACACACCGAUCUCCCCACCACCUCCCCUUCAUAUCCUCUCAACAACCCUGUGAGGUUGUAUUAUUGGGCAAUGCCAUGUGGAAGAUGUUUCUCACUAUAUGUUAACUUAUCCCCUCCAUGCAAAUCCAAAGAGGCACUUUUUGCAAACCCCUGUUUGUGCUGGAUAGCAGCUGUCUCUGAGUGAGAGGGUCCAGGGGUUGUUGAGGGACCACACUGCACUGGGAACUAGAUCGAGAAGAAGCACCUGGGUAAAAUAGCUGGGAAAAGUGAGGGGAAUUUGGAGCACUAAACUGAAACAGGGGCAUCCCUGUUAUCAGAUAUCUCACAUUAUAUGUUUGCUGUUUUUAUUUGCAGGUGUCCGAGUCAUAUUUUAAACUGAUUAUGAUUGUAUGGAAUUGUCAUGGCCUUCAAUUAGUACAAUAAACUUAUUUUGAGUGAUGU
Messenger RNA from Podarcis lilfordi (Lilford's wall lizard), 16548 nucleotides. Lineage: Eukaryota; Metazoa; Chordata; Lepidosauria; Squamata; Lacertidae. The record is from the annotation of a GenBank genome assembly.